Molecule: messenger RNA, 1647 nt
Organism: Besnoitia besnoiti
Lineage: Eukaryota; Apicomplexa; Conoidasida; Eucoccidiorida; Sarcocystidae
Product: putative 23S rRNA methyltransferase
Exons: 2
Coding region: 1-1647 (548 amino acids)
Biological process (GO): rRNA base methylation
Cellular component (GO): nucleus
Molecular function (GO): 23S rRNA (adenine(1618)-N(6))-methyltransferase activity
Source: RefSeq, a predicted model, not a curated record
AUGGCGCUGGAGCGGGGUGUUACACCCUCCAGGGCCGAAUAUGGGGACGCGGGGGCGGCGUGCGAUGGGCGAACUGCCGACUGCAAAGUCAUCCAGCAGCUAAAUUUUGGCGAAGAUAAUGGGGAACACAGAUCUGCGCAGCUUCCAGAAUGCCCCGCGGGAAGGGCGGCGUUGCGUCAGGAUAGCCAGGGCUCUGUACAUGAGGUAGUCGACCGGAGCAACCAAGUGGAUCUUCUCGAGACAGAUGGAGGAAUGACCACGUCAGAGCCCGGUGGCUGCGAAGACCCACAGGAUCCUACGUUAUGUUUCGACAGCGAAUAUCGCAGCUACUGCUCAUCGCUGGAGGGAAGGCAGCCGCGGCGGCGAGGGCGUGCCACACUGGAUUCCCCGGAGCGUCCAGACUCUUCGGACAUUUCGCUGCUGAAGGGAACAGCAUGCGCUGACGGGAAUGACAGUGGUAAAAGGAAGCGUUUUAAGGGGGCUCAGCGCGGAAACAACGACAAAAUGCAUCCUCGAAAUCGGCAUGCCAAGUGCAGUGUCGAUUAUGGAGCCCUCGGAGAGAAGUACUCUACACUAAAGCAGUUUCUUAUUCCGAAAAAGACUAGCGGGUUUUCGCUUGAUCUAACGGAUACUUUGGCUCUCUACGAAUUGGCCAAAGCGCUCUUUAUGGAAUUCUAUGGUGUGCAGCUGAAACUUCCCUUAUCCACAGAUCGGUUCCUCGUACCGUGUAUCCCCUCCAGAGCAAAUUAUGUACACCACGUAGCGGAUCUUCUGCUCGAUGUUGAUCAAGAGGGCGCGGUGCAUUUGGCACUUCACGGGCGCGGUAGUCUUUCUUUCGAGGUAAGGCAAAGCGUACAAGAAGCUCAGCCUCUGCGCGGAAAAAACGUCAGGGUACUGGACAUUGGCGUUGGAGCAAACUGCGUGUAUCCGCUGCUGGGCUGCACUGAGUAUAGGUGGAGUUUCGUAGGGUCUGACGUCAGUGAGCGUUCUCUUGCAGUAGCUCGUGAAAAUGUGGAAAUCAAUGGCCUCAGCUCCUCCGUACACCUGCGAAGGCAAUCCGAUCCCGGAAAGUUUUUUGCUGGCGUAGUUGGAAACCGGGAGAUUUUUGCGCUCUCAAUGUGCAACCCGCCCUUUCAUGAGUCUGUAACCCAGGUUAACGUCUGUCCCUUUCGGGUGCUCGAGGCACAAAAUCAUGAGCUACUUUGCGAAGGCGGCGAACUACAGUUCAUACUGGGUAUGAUACAGGAGAGUCGGGUAUUUUCUUCCCAGUUCCUUUGGUUUACUUCUUUGGUUGCGCGGGCGACUACUGUGAAAACCCUAAAGAAGUUUCUGUGGGACGAGUUGCGCGCAUUCGCCGACAGGCCACAUCAGGUGGAACGUAUGAAUAAACGAUGGGCCGAUACCCUUAAUAGGCACAGUGAGGGGAUACGUUUAUCCGAAGACGACGGGGAACAACAGUGCGCAGCGGCAUGUGAUGAACAUCCUCAUGUCGCUGAAUUUCGUUGUAAAGAACUUUAUCAAGGAAGACAGACGAGAUGGGCACUAUGCUGGACAUUCUGGACAAAGGAUCAGAGAAAACGUGUGCGGGAGUAUAUUGAAGGGUUAGGUGAUGUCAGUGACACAAACAUUGGACGUGCAGCACUGUGA